GCCUAGGGGCGCAAAAAAUUUAAAUACGCCACCGUGUGUCUCCUGAAACAGCUGUCUUUACUCAAUUGUUUUUGUAGAAUUUCCCGAAACUUUUUGAGCAGCCCACCUACUAUUACAUGUUUUUUAUUCUGUGGUUGAAGUGUAUUAUUCUAUUGUUGUUUUGGCUUGGCGUACGAAAGAGGUUAGGUAAAUAAACUAAACACCUGUGGAUUAGGGAGAUGUGAUCAAUUAGUUAUCAGUAUUCAGUUGUGUUGUGCAAUAAUAAACUUGCUGUUGGGCAUAAUGUAUCCUCUACCUAAUUGGCCAAAUAAGUCCCCUAAGUGGGACAGCAAAACGCUAGAAAUUUUAGAUUUACCAAAAACCAUUCCUUCAGAUGUGAAUGUUGAAGUAAUCUUAAACAAAAGUGAUCGAUUUCCUGUGAAAUUCCCAAUUGAUACUGUGAGAUGCAAAACCUUACAGACCACUGUGGAAACAGACACUCUCGAAAGGAACAUCAAUUCGGCUUAUCCCUUAAUACACGAAAAUGCCCUACACUUAUGCGCAAAAUUCUUAUUGCAUAAAAGGAAAAAUGGAACCGUGGACGAACAGCGAGUGUACAAAAAUAUGACCAUUUCAACCCUUAUUGAUCGUCUCUUAACAAAACGUGCCGUAGUGUUCAUGGGAAGAUUCGAUAGUUACCUGCUGAUAAAUCAAACAAAGGGUGCAGGUAAGUGGGAGUUGAUUGGAAAAGAUCCCAGAUCACGACUGUCCCUUGAAAACUGUUUGAGUUACGACGAGAUUAAGUUAUCUGCCUUCCUUUCGGUUACUUCGUAUACAUAUUUUAUUAACGAUGGGACGAGAAAGAAUAUGGGCAAGGUAGCUACAACCCGGACGAAUAUUCAAGAUGAGGGUGUGGUAAUUGGAUUAAUUGGAGCUCGACUUAAGAAAGCAAAGGUGAUGGAGUAUGAGGAGAUGGUUGUAACUAAGGCUCAGAAUAUUGAAGAAAAUGGCUAUGGGGAAGAAGAAAGCUUACACAGUGUUUUUGCUAAUUUUUAUGAAGAACCUUGUUUUACUUAUGGACAAGUGUUGGAUCAAGUAAAGACGCAACCAAGACGGUUUACUGCUUUGGGCAAUGAAGAAUUUUUUGACAAUGUUGUCUUUGCCAAAAGGAUUGCGUUGUCGAUUGACACUUUGUUAAUUGAAGCUAAUGAAAGAGCUCACUGUAGAAAUACAACAGCGUUUGUCCAUGUUGUUGGUAUUGGUUUGGGUGUAUGGAAAUGCUCCCCUCAUCAAGAGGAGCUUUUUGUAGACGUCUUUGGCAAAAGGCUAGAAUCAUUAGGAAAACUUACAACCUGCAUUUCUGAUGUUUACUUCUCAUAUAUCAACGCCAAACAGUGUAACGGGUGUAAAUCUGGAGAAGUCAUGAAAAUUAAAGAUCAUCCUAAUGGAAUUAAGAUUCACAUUGGCAAAAGAGACCCACAUGUCAAGCUUUCUGGUAGCAAUGCAGGAAAGUUGUUAAUAGUCUCAUAUGCAUGGGACGGCAAUGCAUCGCCAGGAAAUGAAUUUUGGCUAGGUAAAUUGGGCUCAACUGGAGAUUCAGCAGCAGCCGCUUCAACACAAAUCACAGAAAUUCACAAUUGUCACAUAAAUCCCAAGAUUUGUGCGGCCAAUCUUCGAAUUGUUACAGCUGAUGGGUUGAAAACGUAUGAGGAGUAUGUGAGGUGUAUUAAAAGUGGAAAAAGAAAAUUGGGAGGUUGAUUGAAAUAAUACAUUUUGAUAAUAAAGAUUAUUUUUAUUUCAUUGUAAGCCAAAUGAAACAUUUAAAACCAAAAAAGAAUUUGUUUUGUUUCUGAAAUAGAAUUUGUAGAAUUAACAUAGUAUUUGUUAAAAAUGUGUGUGAUUUAUUAUUAUGUAUCGUAAUUCAUACUGUACCUACUUAAACUUGUAUGUGAUAGAAAAAGUGAUAGCAACUUAAGAAUUGAGUUCGAACUAUAAAUUUAUAGAAUUUGUUACCUUUUCUACCAUGUGAAUUGUUAGUUUGUUUAGAAGUUAUAAGCAGUUGUUUAA
This is a messenger RNA of Photinus pyralis (common eastern firefly), 2046 nucleotides long. RefSeq lists its product as uncharacterized. The record is from RefSeq and is a predicted model, not a curated record. The transcript has 3 exons. Lineage: Eukaryota; Metazoa; Arthropoda; Insecta; Coleoptera; Lampyridae. The coding region runs from base 283 to 1737 and encodes 484 amino acids.